Molecule: messenger RNA, 2081 nt
Organism: Eutrema salsugineum
Lineage: Eukaryota; Viridiplantae; Streptophyta; Magnoliopsida; Brassicales; Brassicaceae
Product: putative cysteine-rich receptor-like protein kinase 39
Biological process (GO): protein phosphorylation
Molecular function (GO): ATP binding; protein kinase activity
Source: RefSeq, a predicted model, not a curated record
GUUGUUAUCAUUAAUGUAAAAAAAUGGGGAAAUGCCCAGCUUUGAUGAUCUUCCUCACUUCUUCUCUUCUUCUUGUCCUUCAAAACCUUGAAGCCGUUAACGCCGUGGGGUGUGCCGGAAACUUCUUCAACGCUAACAGCAGCUACGUUCAGAACCGCGACAAUCUCUUCUCUACUCUUGCUGAUAAAGUCGUCGCCAAUAAUGGAUUCUACAAUGCUUCACUCGGCGAAAUUCCCAACAGAGUUCACGCUCUUGUCUUCUGCGCAAGAGGCUACGAGCAACAAUCUUGUAUCAGUUGCGUCCAAAGCGCGACUCAAGAGAUACAAACGAGUUGUCCAAAUCGCAUGGAUUCGUUCAGGUGGGACAAUGACGAUGUAGACCAUGUUUCUUGUCUUGUACGUUCCUCAAACCACUCAACUUUCUAGAGCCUCGAGCUUCGACCUGUUGUCAUACACCCAAGUCCACUUAGUAUCGAACCAUCCAAGGACAUGGCCCUUUUCAGUAAACAGUGGGAAGCAACGGUUAAUCGGACUGUCCAUGCUGCCACGGAAGCUGAAACUUCCUCGCUACUUCAGUACUAUGGUGUUGUAGAAGCCGAGUUCACGGAAUUUCCAAAUGUAUACAUGCUGAUGCAGUGCACGCCUGACAUAACUUCCCUAGAGUGCAAGAGAUGUUUGGAAAACUGCGUGUCAUAUUUUCAAAAACAGUUUUGGGGAAGACAAGGAGGCGAGGUUAGUCGUCCGAGCUGUGUUUUCAGGUGGGAUCUAUAUUCUUUCGAUGGUGCUUUUGAAAAUGUAACAAGAGUCCCUGCGCCUCCUCGAAACCAGGCUCAGGCUCAGCCACCCGCAACGGGAAGUUCUAUAAAAGACAAGAAAGGAGGAAGCAUUAGGUAUGGUGGAAUUAUCGCGAUAACUGUGCCUACUUUCAUUAAUCUUUUGGUGUUUAUUGGUCUCAUCAAACUCUAUGCUCGGAAGAGAAAAUCAAACAACGGAAUCAAUGGUAAGGUAUGUGCCUUGUUUCUUGUUUCAGUCAGCCUUAUGGUGUAAAUAGUACUUUUUUCAGUUGGUAGGGCAGAGUACUCUGAGUCAGAUGGUCAAUUUAUCCUACGGUUUGAUCUUGAUAUAAUCUUGAUGGCAACCAAUGACUUCUCGACUGAAAAUAAGCUUGGCCAAGGUGGAUUUGGCACGGUUCAUAAGGGGACAUUACCAACCGGUCAAGAGAUAGCGGUGAAGAGAUUAACAAAAGGUUCAGGACAAGGAGAUGCAGAGUUUAAGAAUGAAGUUUCACUAUUGACAAGACUCCAACAUAGGAAUCUUGUUAAGCUUCUUGGGUUCUGUAAUGAAGGAGACGAACAGGUUCUUGUCUACGAGUUUGUCCCCAACUCAAGUCUUGAUCACUUUAUCUUCGAUGAAGAGAAGAGUUCGCUUCUUACAUGGGAGGUGAGAUUCAAAAUUAUAGAAGGCGUUGCUCGAGGUCUUGUUUAUCUCCAUGAAGAUUCUCAGCUGAAGAUUAUUCACCGAGACUUGAAGGCUAGCAACAUCCUUUUAGAUGCAGAGAUGAACCCUAAAGUUGCAGACUUUGGGACCGCAAGGUUGUUUGACACUGAUGAGACUCGAGCUGAAACAAAAAGAAUAGCUGGAACCCGUGGAUAUAUGGCUCCUGAAUACCUGAACCACGGGCAAAUCUCAGCUAAAUCUGACGUUUAUAGCUUCGGUGUUAUGCUUCUAGAAAUGAUAAGUGGUGAAAGAAACAAUAGUUUCAAAGGAGAAGGACUUGCAGCUUUCGCAUGGAAGAGAUGGAUUGAAGGAAGGCCUGAGAUUAUAAUUGAUCCUUUCUUGGUAAAGGAUCCGAGUAACGAGAUCAUUAAAUUGAUCCAGAUUGGUUUGUUGUGUGUUCAAGAAAAUGCAACAAAGAGACCAACCAUGAGCUCUGUCAUACUUUGGCUUGGUAGUGAGACUAUCACCAUUCCUUCACCUAAGGCUCCUGCUUUCAUUGGGAGUCAAUCCCAAUCCGAAGAUGGUACAACGUCAAUGAGCAAUGUCUUCACGGAGUUGAGUUCUCGUUGAGUUAUAAAUUUUUUU